AUGGAGCACCAGCAGCUCAUCGCUCGCAUUGCCUCGCUUCGGCAGCAGUACGGCUGGGACCAUCCCGCCCGCCAGCGUCACUUUGCCCAGCUUUCGUCGCCGCAGAAUUUCGACACUGGGUCGUCUGCUUCACUGCUGGACGAACACCAUUUACCAUCGCAGCCAUCCACACCCCAAAACCAACAACAACAACAACAACAUCAGGAGCAACAGCAGCAACAGCAACAGCAGCAGCAACAGCAGCAACAGCAGGAUCUCCUGUUCUGCACGCCAAACAUUACCACACGUUAUCGCCGUCGCGCGCACCACCACGCGGCAGCAACAGCCGCAGUCAUCAUGGAGUUUGAGAAAUUCGAGGAAGACAUGCUCAACUGCAAAGACUACGACCACCUCGACGAGUCCGCUUGGUCGGAGGAAAACCAACAGCACAUGCUAGAUCUGGCGGAUGAAGUGGAGGAGGAGGAGGAUGACGACGAAAAUUCGCAGACAUGCGCUCUGGUCACGCCGCCCCAUCUCUCCCUCCAGCGCCGCAGUUCGCAGCACCACCGCGAGAGCGACGCCGCGUUGAACGCAGCAGUCACCGUGCUGUUCUCGCCUCUCCGGAGCCCCGAGGACGAGCAGAGGAUGCACGAAAAUAUGCUAGAUCUGCAGCUGGAGCGGCUGAAUCUGAGCGGCACACCUGCCGCCCAUCCUGCCACAGAUUGGGUCUGCCCGACCCUCAGAUCUCCCGCCACGGCCGCGUCGCCGCCCUCCCAAGCCGUCACGGUCAGCCCCAGAUUCGCAACACCAGCCGACUCGCCCGUGUCCGUGUCGCCCGUGGUGCGUCCGGUCGCGUCGAGCUGCGCGGCUUCCCCAGUUCUGUCACCAAUCCUGCCGAAUUCCCAUUCGCUCGCCGAAAUUCCUCACCGCGCGUCCAGUUCCGCCCAUGCAACGUUGGCUCGGUCGUUGAGCGCACCCACGCCAACCACAGGCACAGUGACCGCGUUCUCCCCUCCACUCAAAUCAGACAAAACACUUGUGAGAUCACACUCCAUUCAAACGAGCCACAUUCUCGGCGACCACGGCGACACCGUUGAUGAUGAUGAUGAAGCAGAUGAUGAGCUGAGGGCGAUGUGCACCAGUUUCCGAGGAGCAAACAACAACCCGCAAGCACGCAAAUCGCACGCGACUGCGUUCGUCGUGUCUGACGACGAGAGCGAAGACGACCAUGAAAAUGACAAUGACAUCAUUUUUGAGGAUGCAGAAGAUGCCGAGGCUGCCGAGGAUGCCGAGGAGAGUGAGGAUGGCAACGAUCAAUCAGAUUCAGAUUCCUGGUCUGCACCCGUGAGCCAAUCGCCAUCGCGGCUACGGUCAAUGUCACCAGUCACACCUCUCCAUCGUCCAGUCCUGCAAGUCCUUUCACCCAACACACCUCAGGCUGUUGCGAGCUCCACACCAGGAGGCAAGGGACGCCAGCCUCCAGGCAGCACCAAGGGCUCCGUGAAGAGCGAAAUGCGCAUGUUUGCCCAGCGACGGGAGCAGCGGGCGCGCGAACUCUUCCGAAAGUUCAACAGCACCAUCUUUGGCAACAAGUUGCCCCACGACCUCCCGAUCGUCUGGAGCCCAAAUCUAGCCACGACCGCUGGCCGUGCUCGUGUGACACUCUCCCUGGGCGUGUACUCUGCGGUGAUUGAGCUUUCAACCAAGGUGGUGGACCGCGAUGAGCGACUCGAGUCGACACUUUGCCACGAAAUGUGCCACGUAGCAGCAUGGCUGAUCGACCAUGUGAGCAAGCCGCCGCACGGACCGCACUUUCGUCACUACGCCCACCAGGCGAGCAAGUGCUUCCCGCAUCUCAACAUCACCACGUGCCACAGCUACGCGAUUGCAUACAAGUUCACUUAUCGAUGCGUCAAUGAGGGUUGCGGAUUGGAAGUCGGGCGACACUCCAAAUCGAUCGACACCAAUGCCAAGCGCUGUGGACGAUGCUAUGGCCGCCUCGAGCUAUUGCCUCCUCAACGAGCGGACGGCACACCGGCCAAGCGGCGCGAGCCGAACGCGUUUGCUGCAUUUGUAAAGCAAAACUUUGCUCAUGUCAAGCGAAGCAAUCCAGGCGCGACUCACGCGGUAUUAAUGAGCCUUCUCGGAGGCAUGUUUAAGGCCAGCCAACGCGCGGCUGUGAAUCUUCACUCUGCGUUUGACGACGCUGGGCUCCCCACCGGCAUGACUUUGGCGGAAUGA
This is a messenger RNA of Capsaspora owczarzaki ATCC 30864, 2220 nucleotides long. Its product is annotated as SPRT-like metalloprotease. The record is from RefSeq and is a predicted model, not a curated record. Gene Ontology annotation, cellular component: nucleus. The coding region runs from base 1 to 2220 and encodes 739 amino acids. The transcript is spliced from 5 exons. Lineage: Eukaryota; Filasterea; Ministeriida; Capsasporidae.